This is a messenger RNA of Belonocnema kinseyi, 1565 nucleotides long. Its product is annotated as neuralized-like protein 4. The coding region runs from base 193 to 1479 and encodes 428 amino acids. The record is from RefSeq and is a predicted model, not a curated record. The transcript has 5 exons. Lineage: Eukaryota; Metazoa; Arthropoda; Insecta; Hymenoptera; Cynipidae. Gene Ontology annotation, molecular function: ubiquitin protein ligase activity.
UUAGAAGUUCAUCUCUUUGAUAGUUCAAUUGGGAAUUUUCGAUCCAAAUAUUUGUUGUCCUUCAGCUCACUUCAGUUGGCUAUGUCUAAGAAAUUUAUCCUGUUGUGUUAUUUCAAGCAUUCCCUACUGCUUUUAAAGACAAGGGUUAGGCCAUUUUCAUAAUGUCAGCUUUUGUCAAACUGACCUUUUCAUAUGAAAAUGAAAAAGGUUAAUUUUGAAAGGGUCGCAAGGAUUCGCACGGUAAAAAAUGAAGAAAAAAAUUCGCAUUUUCAAAACUCUCUAAAAAGUAUGAAAGUCGGAUUUAAGGAGGAAGAAAAUUUAGACAAGCCCUUGGAGAAAUUAUUAUUUCAUCAGUGUUGUGGAUCUUGGGUUGACAUAAUCAAAAAUGACAAAAGUGUUCACAUUAAUGCUGUAAAUGAUUAUAAUAAGGGAGUAGUUCUAACUUCAAGACAUUUGAGAACGAACGAGCUCUUUGAAGUUCGACUGGACAAGAUUAUUACUAAAUGGAUUGGAUCUAUCGAAAUUGGCGUUACAACCAACUCUCCAAUGGAAUUGGCAUUUCCCUGUAUCAUGCAUUCCAGAUCUGAUACGUGGAUCAUGACUGGUCAUGGAGUGAUGCAUAAUGGGAUCGCAUUUAUAUAUCACUAUGGUCAAAACCUGGAUAAGUUACAAGUUGGCGACAGGGUAGGGGUAAUGAAAAAUGACAGUUCUAUCCUCCACUUUUACAUAAAUGGCGAGGAUCAAGGAGAUGUGACAACUAUUACUGAAGGAGUUUACGGCUUUAUCAAUUUGCAUGGACAAGCAGUUCAAGCUACAAUUGUGGACGCUAAUUUUCAAAAAACCUUGAGAUUUCAUCAUCUACAUGGAAAGGAUGCCAGGAUCACAAACAACGGACUGACAGCUACCCGAAGACGACCAUUAGAAAUAUUUUACGAUUCGGUUGAAGAAAAUCAAAAUUUAAGUGAUGGUGGAAGAUUUCAAAUUUCGAUAGAUAAAAUGGAUUCUGAACAGAAAGGCUCAAUAAUCCAGAAAUAUUCAAAGCCAGAAAAUGUUGCAAAUCAGCAAUCCACUUCCGUGAUUGAAAGAUGGAAUCAGACCACUGUCAUGCAAAAAAACUUAAUUUUGAAGUCAAUCACACCGAUUAUAAAUGACACGGAAUCGUUGAAAAACUUAGUAGCUCUUCCUAUGAAAUCUAAAUAUGCUCUAAUGGAUGAUACUUUUUGGGAUUCAAAGUUUCAUAAUCAUAGAAGAAAUAUAAAGUUGCUGCAGACAAAUUCGUUAAGGUUCGAUUGCUACAAGAUUGAGAUAAAACCGCAGGGGAAUGACGAGGAACUUUCUGGGGAGAAUUUUAAAGAACUUGGGAAUGAGGAGACUAUUGAAUCGGAAUUUAAAGCACACAUGGUCACUGAUUUAGAUGAUUCCUGCCUCAUCAAUGGCAUUUGCUUUAUUCACGAAUGUUGCCAGUGCACUAUACUAUAAUUUUUAUACUAUUUUCUUUAAUUAGGGAACUAAUAUUUUUAAUGAAAAUAUUGAACUCAAAUAUAAGUAUCGAAUUAGUUUAUUAA